GUAGGUUUGUGAGAGAGAGAGAGAGAGAGAGAGAGAGAGAGAGGGAGGGAGGGAAAUGGGAAGUGGAGCGGGGACGGGGAAAUGCAGCACGAUCAGGCACAUUGUGAGGCUGCGCCAGAUGCUGCGGCGGUGGCGGAUGCGGGCGUCGUCAGCGUCGUCGGCGCGGGCGGCGCCGGCGGACGUGCCGGCGGGGCACGUGGCGGUGUGCGUGGGGAGCAGCUCGCGGAGGUUCGUGGUGCGCACGGCGCACCUGAACCACCCCAUCUUCCGGCAGCUCCUCCGGCAAGCCGAGGAGGAGUACGGCUUCUCCUCCCUCCCGGGACCCCUCACCCUCCCCUGCGACGAGUCCCUCUUCGAGCACAUUCUCCGCCACCUCUCCUCCGCCUCUUCGUCUCGUUUCCUCAGUCUCGAGGACUUCCAGAAAAGCCCGCCGGCGUCCUCCUCUUGCUUGUGCUGCUGCUGCUGCUGCUGCCAUGCCGGCCACCGGAGCGGCGGCGGGUGGCAUGUUGCCGAAUCCCUCCCUCUCCUCCGCGCGGAGAAGCCGGUCUGGUGACUCUCUGAGGCAUUACAUCAAACAGCUUGGGUUCAUGGAGAUUUUCUUUUAUUAUUUUGUCUUCCUUUACUCUCCUCUCUCUAGGAUUGACAGGAGAUUGUUUGGUGGGAUGACCGGUGGUUGCAUUGGUCUAUUUUUAAUUUUUAGUUUUAGUUUUUUUCCCCGAAAAAUCGUAGCUCCAGAGGAGGUGAAGAGAGAUGGCAAAGAAGCGAUCGAGCCGAGUCGUCCCUCGUCGAAUUGGAGGAAGAAUCGAUUAAGUCUUCGAACCAGAGGAGGAGGAGGAGGAGGAGGAGGAGGAGGAAGAAGAAGAAGAAGAGGGAGAGAGCUUGGUUGAUCUCUCUUUGUAAAUAAUAAUGUGAUUGUCUCUAAUGAAUUAUUAUUAACAUAAC
Phoenix dactylifera (date palm) is the source of this 942-nucleotide messenger RNA. Its product is annotated as auxin-responsive protein SAUR36. The record is from RefSeq and is a predicted model, not a curated record. Gene Ontology annotation, biological process: response to auxin. NCBI's taxonomy places the organism in Eukaryota, Viridiplantae, Streptophyta, Magnoliopsida, Arecales, Arecaceae.